Copidosoma floridanum is the source of this 1020-nucleotide messenger RNA. RefSeq names its product tigger transposable element-derived protein 1-like. Lineage: Eukaryota; Metazoa; Arthropoda; Insecta; Hymenoptera; Encyrtidae. The record is from RefSeq and is a predicted model, not a curated record.
AUGGUGUCACUGGGAUGUCCCAUUACAAAAGAUCAGUUACUUGACAGUGUUGCUAUGCUUCUGAAAUCUAAAAAAAAGGAAAAUCCUUUCACUGAUAAUAGACCUGGACGUCAUUGGUUUGAAGGAUUUAAAAAGAGACAUCCAAACUUAAAACAGAGAUGGAGUGAAAAUGUUUCACUUGCCAGAGCCACAGUAACUGAAGAUUCAUUGAAAAAUUGGCAUGAAAAUAUUGCCAAGUAUUUGGACAACUUAGGAUUGCAGAAUAUAGUAGAUGGUUCUAGAGUGUUCAACACUGAUGAAACAUCUGUAAUGUUGAACCCAAAAGGUGGUAAGGUUUUAGCAGCCAAAGGUAGCAAAAAUGUAUACAAGGUAGUAAAUUACAAUGAAAAAGAAAAUCUUACUGUGCUAGUCACUGCCAGUGCUGCUGGAAUAAUUGCUCCUACACUUAUUCUUUUUAAGUAUCAGAGAGUACCUAGUCAUGUAUAUGAAAGUCUUCCAAAAGACUUUGUUGUUGCAAAUUCAGAAUCAGGUUGGAUGUCUUCGCAGAUUUUUUAUGAGUAUGUGGCAAACAAGUUUUAUCCUUUUCUUGUAGAGUCACAAAUUGCUUUACCAGUUUUGUUGUUUGUUGAUGGCCAUGCUUCUCACAUAACUCAUACACUCAGUACUUUCUGUAAUGAGCAUGGAAUUAUUCUCAUAGCACUUUUACCAAACACAACUCACAUUACUCAACCAAUGGAUGUUGGUUUCUUUUCUCCAUUUAGAAGUUAUUGGAAAAAAGCUGUAAAUAACUAUAGAAUUGAAAAAAAUGCACUGAGUGUACCCAAGCAUGAUGUAGCUAUGCUGCUUAGCCAAGUAUUUUCAAAAAUGAAUUUAAAAUCAAUUUUAAGUAAUGCCUUCAAGGUUUGUGGCUUGCAUCCCUUUUGCAUGCAAAAUAUUGAUGUAUCAAAAAUAUAUAUUAGAUCAGAAAACCAGCAGACUCAUGCAUGUGAAGAUCAGACUGAUGAACAAGAANAAAAAUAA